Coccinella septempunctata (seven-spotted ladybird) is the source of this 1241-nucleotide messenger RNA. Its product is annotated as phospholipase A2 inhibitor-like. Lineage: Eukaryota; Metazoa; Arthropoda; Insecta; Coleoptera; Coccinellidae. The transcript has a single exon. Gene Ontology annotation, molecular function: protein binding. The record is from RefSeq and is a predicted model, not a curated record. Gene Ontology annotation, cellular component: extracellular matrix. The coding region runs from base 154 to 1197 and encodes 347 amino acids.
AGUCGCUCACUUCAAUUCGCCGAAUCAGUUAUUAUUAAGAAAAUAUGAGGUUAUCAGCGGGUAUUUACGUCUAAGUGAAUAAUGACUACCAGGAAAAUAUCGAACAAAUUUUUAUAUAAACAACGGUAACCAUCUCAGUGCAAGAUAUCAAAAAUGUUCGUCCUGAAGUUAGUGCCAUUAUUCGUGCUAUUCUUUCCUUUGAAUGCAGAAAAGAUAACAUUCAAAAAUGUGACAAUUCACGGCUACAGUGCGUUCACACAUAAGUUCGAAAAGUUGAUUCUUUCUUCCAAUUCUCUCAAGACUGAACUACCGAAAGUCGUAUUCGAUGCGGUUGAAAUCAGAGGUCAAGAUGUACCAAUCUUGUACGAGAACAGCAUCAGUGACAUCGACGACCUUGACGAGUUGAUACUGGAAGAAAACAACAUACAAGAAAUCGAACCAGGGACCUUCAAAAAUCUGUCUCUUAUACGUUUGAUCAAACUGAAGAAAAACCAACUCAAAACCAUCAAGGAGGGAAUAUUUAAUCAUCUUCCUCUGAGUGACCUUGACCUGAGUCAAAACGAAAUUUCUGUUAUUGAAGAUAAGGCUUUCGACAAUAUGCCCAAUUUAUUAAACGUGAGAUUGUCAUUCAAUAAAAUCGGCAAAUGGAAUAGGAACUGGUUCCAAGGUACUCCGCUCCUUACUCGAGUAUCCUUCCAACACAACCUAAUCGAAGAACUACCAGCAGACGCUUUUUCCAAUAUGGCGGGGCCCAAAAAUUUCGGAAAAAUACCCCUGACCUUGAAUUUGAUAUUCAGUUACAACAAAAUCAAGAAAAUAGAUCCGAACGCAUUCAGAGGAUUAGAAAAACUGAACAACCUCUGGCUCGACAACAAUCUUCUAGAGGAAAUACCUCACAAUUUCUUGAAAGGAGUAACUGUGCAUGAGUUGAGACUGAGCAGCAACAAAUUGACAUGUAUUGUAGACGAGGACUCUAUACUAAAAGCGGAAAUUAAUGAUAUUGAUGCUAAUCCGUUCGAGUGUGAUUGCUUGAACACAAUCAAGAAUUGGGCCGAGGAAAAUAACAAGACUGUUUCGAUUUUUUACUCCGAUAUGAACUGCUUCGCUGCCAGAUUACAAGGUAAAAUGAGGGAUAUAGAAAACAGGUUGAAGGAGAUGAAGCAAGGAAGAAAUGUAGAAAGUAUAACGAUUGGUUGAAUAUAUUUUGAUUCAAAUGAUAAUUUCAAUAGACUUUUCAGAAA